AUGGGCAGAAGGAGAGCCAUAAAGUGUGGUGUUUUGGGACGGGGAGGUCAUUGGACAGCAGGCGAGGCAGCUGCCUUCGAGGGGACAGUGCAGAAAGCGACCGAGUUCUUUCGGUUGGGUGGAGGAGCAGCAGUGCCCUGUGACUGUCCCGGUUCACCCGUCGGCACUGAGGAAGUGAGGACACUCCGUGGAGAUGUUGCGUUUGGCGGCACGGCUAAGGCGGCCGGUCGGUAUGACCCGGGCCGCGUCUCGGCCUCCUCCGGCGGGUCCCCCGCCUUCUCCAGCGGCUUUGAAGCCGUGCGUGCGCGCCCCCCUAGCCGGGCUGCGCUACGUGUCCGGCGGCGGCCCGGCGGCUGUGUUGAGCGCCGUGACCGCGGAGAGGAGGCUCUUUCUUCAGGGCGAGCAGGCGGUGGGAACCUGUCACAAGCGCUUCUACAGCUUACCUCCUCACCAGAAGGUGGAGUUGCCUGCUCUGUCACCCACAAUGCAAAUGGGCACCAUUGCACGGUGGGAAAAAAAGGAAGGCGACAAGAUCAACGAAGGAGACCUCAUAGCAGAGGUGGAGACGGACAAAGCGACAGUGGGCUUUGAGAUGCUGGAAGAGUGCUAUCUGGCCAAGAUCCUGGUUCAGGAGGGCACUAGAGAUGUGCCAAUUGGAGCAGUGAUCUGCAUCACUGUGGAUAGCCCUGACCUCAUACCAGCCUUUAAGGACUACACCCUGGACAAGGCAACAGCUGCUCCUUCCCCGGCUGCAGCACCAACCCCGCCACCUCCGCUGCCGCCCUCUCCAGCUGCUGCGGCUCCUCAGGCCCCUGGGAGCUCCUACCCCCCACACAUGAAGGUACUUCUGCCUGCCCUCUCACCCACCAUGACUAUGGGCACUGUGCAGCGCUGGGAGAAGAAGGUGGGAGAAAAGCUCAGCGAAGGUGACCUGCUUGCCGAGAUUGAGACGGACAAGGCCACCAUCGGGUUCGAGGUGCAGGAGGAGGGCUACCUGGCCAAGAUCAUAGUGCCCGAAGGGACUCGCGAUGUCCCCCUAGGGACUCCUCUCUGCAUCAUCGUGGAGAAGGAGUCUGACAUCAAGGCAUUCGCUGACUACGUUGAGACAGGCGUGGCUGAAAUAAAGGCCCCGCCUCCUACUCCAGCACCCACAGCCGCUGCUCCGGUGGUGUCCCCAUCUCCUUCUGCACCCGUUACCCCCGGGCCAACUCCCACCCCUGCUGCCCCUGUAGCCACGAGGAAGGGCAGGGUGUUUGCCAGCCCUCUAGCCAAGAAGUUAGCUGCCGAGAAAGGAAUUGACCUGGCUCAAGUGACUGGGACAGGCCCAGAUGGCAGAGUGACAAAAAAAGACAUUGAGAUCUUCGUCCCACCCAAAGUGGCCCCGGUUGCAGCGGCAGCCCCCAGCACUCCUACUCCUCCCAGGCCUGCAGCUGCCCCUGCUGUUGCAGCCGUGCCCACGGGGACCUUCACAGAUAUCCCCAUCAGUAACAUUCGUAGGGUUAUUGCUCAGAGGCUGAUGCAGUCCAAGCAGACCAUCCCGCAUUACUACUUGUCUGUGGACAUUAACAUGGACCAAGUGCUGGGGAUGAGGAAGGAGCUCAAUGAGGCAGUCAAGGAGGAUAACAUCAAGCUCUCAGUGAAUGAUUUCAUCAUCAAGGCUUCUGCUUUGGCCUGCUUGAAGGUGCCGGAGGCAAAUUCCUCCUGGAUGGAUACAGUGAUCCGUCAGAACCAUGUGGUCGACGUUAGUGUGGCUGUCAGCACACCCAGCGGUCUCAUCACUCCCAUUGUUUUCAACGCACACAUCAAGGGCCUGGCUGCCAUCAGCAGAGAUGUCAGCUCCUUGGCCACCAAGGCACGUGAAGGCAAACUGCAGCCGCAUGAGUUCCAGGGUGGCACCUUCACCAUCUCCAAUCUUGGUAUGUAUGGCAUCAAAAACUUUUCGGCAAUCAUCAACCCACCACAGGCCUGCAUCUUAGCUGUGGGUAGUUCUGAGAAGAGACUGCUGCCGGCAGACAACGAGAAAGGGUUCGAUGUGGCCAGCAUGAUGUCUGUGACGCUGAGCUGUGAUCACAGGGUAGUGGACGGUGCAGUGGGCGCUCAGUGGCUGGCAGAGUUCCGCAAGUUCCUGGAGAGACCUAUCACCAUGCUCCUGUGACGUGGCAGUGUCACCUUGUGACCCCUGACCCCAACAGAGGACACCUGGAUAAGUCAGCCUUGUGUACAGCAUAUGCACUCUCCCUCAAAUGUGUACCUUUUUUCCUUUAUCCCUUUAUCUCUCUAUCUCAUACACGCACAUAUAUACCAGGCUUGACCCGUUAAGCUUUAACAGGAGCCCAAAUUGAAACAGGUGGGAAGAGGUGUCAAUAUUUAGGUCAAUGUGUGCGUGAUUAAAAUGGUGUUGAAUUCAGAAUAUUACUAGUUAAUAGUCUUUAAAAAGAUGUUACAGACUGUCGCAGUCCUGUUUUUCAGCCUGGAGUCAUAGCGUUAUUUAUGGGUGGGGGGGGGGUAAAAAGAAUCUUUCAGUCUCAUGGUGUGUUGUCCUCUGUUCAGAGAGGUGUGCUACUUCAGGUGCGGAGUGGGUUUGCUGUUAGUAUUACAGCUGCCGCUCAGCAAUGUUAAUUCACCUGAAGUUCCGGGCGCUGCUGGAGAGACUGGUGUAUCAACGUUCAGGGACACCCUCAUGUUGAGUUGAUGUGUGCCAAAGGAACAAGGGACAUUAAAAGAAAUGGUUUUUGUUUUUAUUUUUCCUGAGCAGUCUGCUAGUACACAAGAGACUGACUGGUUUCAGCAUUUGUCACAAGUCCUGUGUACAUACCUGUCAUGGUCUAGAGUCCGUCUUAUUUUAGGUUGUUUUUGCUUGUGUGGACACUGCCCAUUACUACUCUUGUGCUGAGAAAUGGCUUGUUUUGCACCUGGGCUGCUCUCUUAGGAACCACCAGCCAGUCAGUGUCAGCCUGUCAGUUUUCCCCUUUCACUCCAGACAAAGCACAGCAGUGCCUUGUUGUAUUAUUAUGGCUGUUUCUUUCUGAACUCAGCACAUGGUCACACAAAAAGCCAAGAGAAACAAAGUAGAUUAGCAAUCUUGUUCCUAAUCGAUUUGGAAAAGAUGUGUGUGAGUGGAAGAGUCUUCUGUUUUCUAUCAACAGGAUAAGUUCUCUAGCCUUGUAACAAAGUAAGGUUUAAGACCAUUAUAAGGGAAAUGGGAAUGGUUAGAUAAAUUUGUUUUGGUGGUGGGACACUCCCCCUUUUGUUUUUUUGCACUUACAGUUUUUCACUAUAGGUGGAUAUGUCUUGGUCUACUAUAUGCAUGUGCUGCUUGACUUAAAGUCACUGUUAGAAGCUGCCAUUAAUCAUUCUGUGAUUACUAAACUGCAGAAAUAUCCUUUGACAAGGUUGUUUAUAAGGAUUGUGUACUUGUUUAUUCACCUAUGCUGUCAUGGCUGGAGACUUGGUUAAAGGUAGAGCUGAGUGUACUGGUAGAUACCCUGGUCAGGAAAAAUACUGUCCCUAACCCUUUUCCCUGAGACAGUCUAUCUGUUAACCCCAGUCUUUUUGCUCCCUCUUUAUUCAUACACUGUCCUGCUUAAUAGCAGGCUAUCUGAAAUCUGAUGUACUAAGACAGGUAAUCCAAGAAAAAAUUAGUUUCUCCUAUCAUGCUUUGCAUUGUCACAUUUAAAGAGAAACCAUCGCCAGACUCGGGAUACAAAUUACUUUGGACUCAAGACCACUGCAGGCUGGUUUGUAAACAGCAAUCAGUCCGUGUGUAACACAUUUUUGCUGCUUCAUGGUACAAAUGGCAAAAAAUGCUCUUCAUAUAUAAAAUGUGGAUGAAUUAUUUUU
Molecule: messenger RNA, 3840 nt
Organism: Scleropages formosus (Asian bonytongue)
Lineage: Eukaryota; Metazoa; Chordata; Actinopteri; Osteoglossiformes; Osteoglossidae
Gene: dlat
Product: dihydrolipoamide S-acetyltransferase (E2 component of pyruvate dehydrogenase complex)
Exons: 14
Coding region: 194-2155 (653 amino acids)
Biological process (GO): pyruvate decarboxylation to acetyl-CoA
Cellular component (GO): pyruvate dehydrogenase complex
Molecular function (GO): dihydrolipoyllysine-residue acetyltransferase activity
Source: RefSeq, a predicted model, not a curated record